CAAGUGUGUGCACAUUUCAUGUACCAAUGAGGAGGCAUAGAAUUAUCUCACAAAAGAAGGUUGCGCCCUCCCUGCCAUUUGGAGAGAGUCCAGAGCCUCUUCAAGUCCAACCCAUCUCCAGAGGGCAGGAAGCCUCCUUCUGAUGAAUAGCCACCAACCAGCACCCAAAGGGAGGAAGCCAGAUUCUUUUAAACGAGCUCCUACCUCAAUGAAAAGGAAACGAACCAUUUUUAGCCAAGAGCAGCUUUAUGUUCUUAUCAACUAUUUUGAAAAGAGCUCCUAUCCUGGAACAGAAGAAAGGGAAGAACUUGGAGCAAGGCUCAAUACUGAGGAGUGGAGAAUACACAUUUAGCUUCAAAACAGAAAAGCCAGAAAACAGCAAAAGCUUCUACCUACUCAAGAAAACAGACGGGACAGGAAAAUCCAUCUCCAAGUAAGAUUCUGUGAGAGAGCUUCUCUGAGGGGCAUGAAGCCACCACUGCAUGAUCAGGAGCAAGGCUGGUUGAGGAGACAGUUGUAUUCAAACCAUCGCUCACUGCCUUUUCAGUGUGCGCAGGAGCCCCGACCUCAGCUGAAGCAGCCUCACCCCCAGCAGCCACCAGCCCUGCUGCCCUCAGUAUCCCAGCCCCCACCUCCCAGGUACAGCUGCUCACCUCUUUUCUGCAUUAGUCACCACCGGUGCAUCAAAGUCAGAUACAGCCGUUGCUGAAGGGAGAAGAGCAAACAUGUGAGUUGAUGCCUUCUUUUAACUAGAAAGGACAACUGUAGCCCAGCAAUCUAUCCAAGGUUGGACUUGGGUCUACAUUGCUUCCACUGAUGAAGAUGUGACUGCCACCCUGGGAGAUCUGACUGCCCAGCAGGGAAAUCUAGAUACCUCCCUAAGUGAUCUAGCUGCUUCCCAGAGACACCUGCCUGCCCACCUGGAAGAUCUGGUUGUCAUGACGCCCCCAAGGGACAUCUGGAUAUCCCCUUGGAAGAUCUGGUUGAUCUUUCUCUCUUUUUUUUUUUUUGGUUGAUCUCUUGGGAGAUUCGACAGAGACACCAGACCCCAGUUUGACCAGCUAAACUGUUUAGAUAGCUUAU
This is a messenger RNA of Phascolarctos cinereus (koala), 1083 nucleotides long. The record is from RefSeq and is a predicted model, not a curated record. Lineage: Eukaryota; Metazoa; Chordata; Mammalia; Diprotodontia; Phascolarctidae.